AUGUCUACUCUGAAAACGGUGCGACAAGCUACUGGUGCGAACACAGGCGUCCUAGUCUGGCAAGGCUGGGAUGUCAGCGAGUUCCAGGGCGAGACCGCCGUGCUCGAGAUUGUCGACCUGUCAACAGGCGGGUGGGGCCAUACAAUCGUCGACAAGAUCACCUUCUCAGACGGACCUAUAACAUCGCAAAAGGCCAACUGGAUGGAUUAUGGCCCAGACUUCUACGCAGCAGUGCCCUGGAAUGGCCUCGCCACGCAGGACAGAACGAACAUUGGAUGGAUGAACAACUGGCAGUACGCCCAAGUCAUUCCCACGGACCCAUGGCGUAGCGCCAUGAGUGUGCCUCGCGGCCUCUCGCUCCAGACUGUGAACGGGAAAGCUCAGAUCGUGCAGACGGCCAAAGAGAAAUGGUCCAGCCUUGAAAGUCGCGGCGGCAGCUACUCAAACAAGUGGAGCUCAGUCUCGGAAGGCACGCAAAAGCUAAAGCUCGACGGAAAGAUUUUGGACAUCGUCUUGACCUUUGAUGACCGUUCUGCCACCGCUGGCAAAGCAUCCCGAUUCGGAAUCAUUCUUCGCGCCUCCAAGGACUUGUCGCAACAGACUCGCAUAGGCUAUGACUUUACAAUCAAGCAGCUCUUUGUUGACCGCACAAAGUCUGGUAACUCUUCUUUCGACGCCACAUUUGCCAGUGUAUACUAUGCUCCACUGCAGGCUGCUCGUGGGGGCAAGAUUACAAUGCGUAUCUUGCUCGACUGGUCUUCGAUCGAGGUCUUCGGUGGCAUCGGCGAGUCAACUUUGACGGCUCAGAUCUUCCCGGCGGAUAGUGGAACAGAUGUUUUGUUGUUUUCGGAGGGGGGCAGGACGAAAGACGUGAGUGUAACGGCGAAGGGGGUCGGAUCUGCUUGGAAGUAA
Molecule: messenger RNA, 912 nt
Organism: Aureobasidium pullulans EXF-150
Lineage: Eukaryota; Fungi; Ascomycota; Dothideomycetes; Dothideales; Saccotheciaceae
Product: concanavalin A-like lectin/glucanase
Exons: 1
Coding region: 1-912 (303 amino acids)
Biological process (GO): sucrose catabolic process
Molecular function (GO): sucrose alpha-glucosidase activity
Source: RefSeq, a predicted model, not a curated record